AUGCAAAAGCAAUUGCAACGUGCUUCGUUCCCGAUCGCUUCUUCCACCUUAUGUACUGUGCCUUAUACACAAACUCACUAUCCUCGUUCAGACCCUCACAAAGCACAUUCGGUCAGUCUAGGCGGUCCCAUAACAAACGGCCUGGAUAAAACUAACGUGGGUCAAGACAAUCCGGUUUCGGCUCCUGUUCAAUUCCCGUCUGAUCCACACCCAUCCAGUCAUUCUCUUCCGCAUAGUCAUCAUGAACUGGACACUGAUGCUGAUUCCUCGGCAUUCACCGACCUCAGUCAGGUUUCGUCUGCUUCACGCAAUGGCCAUCGACACACUGACCGAACGUCCUCUUCCUCUGCCCAUCAACAAUCUCCACCUUAUUCUCUGGAUUUAUCUCAACAGUCUGUACCCCAUCGCUCAGAUUCUGCUUAUUCCAGUCGUCAAACCCGGACCACUCAACCUCCACAGUCGCUUAGUCUGUUUACAGCAGCAUCUCAAGGCCGUGGUGAAGCGGGGAUGAAAAAGCCAGUCCUCAUCACGGCAAGUCCUGUGGAGACAGAUCCCAAUCGGAUAGCUGAACUCAAUAGACGGAAUCGUUUGCAACCAAUGCAUUUACGUACCAGUUAUCCGGUGGAGACUCAGACCGCUAAUCCGGAGAAGGUCGCAGUAGCCUUACGACAGUUGAGUUCCAAAUCACAAGGCAAAGACGAGCUGAACGGGUUCCGAAAACAAAACGGCACGGUUGCCCUAUCCACCGUUCCGGAAGAAUACGGGAAUGUUCUUCGGGAGAUGGGCGAUGAAAACAUGGCUGACCCAUCACAAUCCUGCCCGCGACGCCAAAUGUAG
Echinostoma caproni is the source of this 837-nucleotide messenger RNA. The record is from the annotation of a GenBank genome assembly. Lineage: Eukaryota; Metazoa; Platyhelminthes; Trematoda; Plagiorchiida; Echinostomatidae.